Molecule: messenger RNA, 1371 nt
Organism: Emiliania huxleyi CCMP1516
Lineage: Eukaryota; Haptophyta; Isochrysidales; Noelaerhabdaceae
Exons: 5
Coding region: 1-1371 (456 amino acids)
Molecular function (GO): protein binding
Source: RefSeq, a predicted model, not a curated record
AUGCCGACUCACGGCGGCCCCGGCCGCUUCGAUACUGUCGCGGGCCUUCUCGCCGCGACGCCGCCUCAACUUCGGCUCCUGGACAGCUCGCUGCCCGACGACGCCGAGCGCGCCGCUGUGCGCAGCUGCUGCGCUGGUACGCUUGCGUCUUGCAUCGCACAGCUCGACGCUGCGAUUGCACCGCAUGCCGUCCGCAUGAUGGACGGGAGGCUUCCGACAAGCGACGCUUUCCGUGGCGACGACCACGAUCUCAGCAAGCUGAAGGCGCUCAAAACUGUCGCCACGAUGGUCCUGCAGGACGGACCGGUGCUCUAUCGCGAGGCCUGCGCGAGUCUCGUCCACGCGCGCUCCACCUUCUUCUCGGACCUCAACGCGGCGCUCGAUGCCGAUGUCUUUGAUUCUGCCUUUCGAUUCAAAUCGCCGUCGUGGCUCGCGAAGCGCGCGGGGCAUGAGCUGUUGGCGCGCGUACCGCUCGGCGCCGACGCUACCAUACCAUACCCCGCAAAAAUCGCCGAUCGCUCGUCGCAUUUUAUGGAGCCCUACUCCGCGCACUCCAUCGAGCGGGCCCUUCGCGAAGGCGAUGUGCUUCGCGGCCUGUCGCUCGGCUGGCAGGGCAGCUUCGUGCUGCACCGGCUGGUGCAGCACGGCGAUGGGGAGCGUCGGGUGCGCCUAGAGAAGCGCUCGCGAAGCAUCGGGCUGGACCUGUGCAACGAACGAGGCGUCGCCCUCGUGCGCAGCAUCCACCGCUCAGCCGCGGCUGCCAUUGGAGACGAGAUACGGCCGGGCGACGUGGUCCGCUCGGUCGACGGCCAGGUCUACUUCACCUGCGAGGCGGUCGUUGAGGCGGGCGGCGUGCAGUUGCGCGCUGGCGAGAACAAGAGUGUCGCCUUCGCGGCGCCCGGGCCGGCCGUGCUGCAGUACUCCUUCCGCGCCGCGGCCCACGACAUCUGCUUCCGAGUCACGUAUGGGUCGCUCGCGCUGCCAAACGGCGGGCGGUACGUUGCGGCGCUCGACAACUCGCACUCGCUGCUGCGCUCCAAGGACGUCAGCUUCGAGCUGCGGCUGCUGCGAAAGGCGUCCGUCCUGGCGGCGGAGCGGCGCGGCGCGAGCGCGAGGCUCGAGACGGAGCUCGACGGGCGGGCGCAGCGGGCGGCGGAGCUCGCGAGGCACAUCGCCAUCACGGAGCCAAAGCUGGCGGCGCUCCGCAAGCAGCUGGGCGAGGUGGAGGCGACGCUGCAGCGGGCGCGCGUGGACCAGCGCGAGAACGAGCGGCUGCUCCGGGAGGGGCAGCUCCGACUGGCCGCGCUGCAGGGGGGGGGGGAGGGGAAGGGUGGAGGGGCGGCUGUGGGUGCGAGAGCGGUCAAACACUGA